Molecule: messenger RNA, 18687 nt
Organism: Xyrichtys novacula (pearly razorfish)
Lineage: Eukaryota; Metazoa; Chordata; Actinopteri; Labriformes; Labridae
Source: the annotation of a GenBank genome assembly
GCUGAUAUUGCCUCAGUCUAGUUUCAUUUCACUGUGAGGACAUAUCAAUGCCACAAAACCUCUAUUUCCCUCCUUUUUUUGGCAGAAAUUUUGUAAAAACAGAGUAAAGUGUAAAAUUAACACAAAUAUAGUGAUGUGACGGCAGCUGAUAACUGUAAAAGGCUAGAGUAAUCUUAAAAUAUGUCUGCAGGGGGACUAAAGUUAUUGCCUAAAAAGAGCCACAGUCGGAACAUGUUGCACGAGUAGUGUUGGUUAUUCUGGGCUGACUGCAGCAGGUUUAAAGCACAGGUAAAGGCAUGAAAAACCAUAAAAGUUUAAGCUUAUGAACACGUGCUCCCAUUCCUCUUAUUUCUUUGACUCUGGCACCUCCUAGUGCUGCUUUAGUGGAAGUACCUCUUAAUGGCCUACAAUAUGUAUUAUGAGUUUUUACCACAAGAUGACACUAUUACCCACUUGGGACAAAAAAGUCCAACGUGUUGCAGAAGUUUAUACAAAUCAAAAUGUCUGAACAAUCACUGCAGAAGUGUCAUACUGUAAAUGUUGCACAAAUACUCUACAGUAUCCUGUGAAUUAAAUUUUAAAUGCACAAGUUUGACAAGCAAGAACCAUGUAGCCAUUAAUCAGAAAUUUCAAGAAGAGAUAGAAAAGUAAAGAGCAACAAUGCGGUCUUCAAAAUGCCACUUGAGACAGAUCUUCAUCGCUCAUCAUUCCUUACACAGUAUCUUUCAUUUUCUGCUUCCUUAUAUUUAUAAUAUGGUUGAAUUCCCUGCACAAUCAUAGAAACACCUUUCUGACCACAGUGUACACAUUGAAAAAAUAUUAUCAUUUUUCAAACAAUGAUUUCGGAUUACCUUUGCAACACAACCCUAACAUCUGUAUGGUGGCCCUAAGAUGCAAAACACAACAGCAAAUCAGAAAACACAACAAAAAAGAGAAAACACAAUGGCAAAUCAGAAAACACAACAAAAAAGAGAAAACACAAUGGCAAAUCAGAAAACACAACAGCAAAUCAGAAAACGUGAUGAUGUUUACCAUUGUGUUUUCUCUUUUUCUGUUGUGUUUUCUUAUUUGCUGUUGUGUUUUGCACCUCAGGGGCACCGCACAUCAGACCUUUUUUUUCUGUCACUCUGCAGCUGACAGAGAUGAGAGGCAUUUCAGUGUUUGCUGUAAUAUACCAAGAUACCACAUGAUGUUGCUGUUUCCAGAUAUAAUACAAAAUAAAUAUGUUCUGUAAAUCAGCAGACUAAAGUAGCCUGUUCUUAUAUUCAGAUUUUUAUUUUCAGGUUAUCAAACACGAUUUUAAACAAUCUUGUGAUUUUUAUGUUACACUUUUACCAAGUCUUGCUGGAACUGAAUGCUGCCAGAAAUUACACUUUACCUCUGACCACUUGUGUUCACUUUUUAAUGCUGUUUUUGAUCUAAAGUCUUGUGGACAAUCCAAGUUAUUCUCUUUCUCAGGUGGUUAAAUGGUGGCAUUUAACACUGGCACAGAAGCUAAAACUUUUUGACUGAACCAGGUUGUUUCAACAACUCAAUAUUUCGGCCAACAGAUGGAGCCAAAAGAUGGUCUUACACCACAAAGGUCUAAAUCAAAUUCCUUCUUUAUUUAGAAAAUUGUUUUUUUUAAUAGUACUCAUCAUUUUCCUCUUUCUGAAGAGAUUACUCUCACUUCUUAAAGCACUGAUUUAUUUGUUUGCUUUCACUUUUUUUUUCUCCUUUAACCUCAGUCUUUUUUUUGCUAUCUUUUUAAACCUUUGGACUCAAUUCUGGACAUUUCUGUUUUACUCCUGACAUUUUUUGUUUCAGAUGUUUUUCUGUCACGUGACUGAUCCGUUUUUCUUGUCAUUUUAACUCGGUUCUGUGAACACCAAAAGUAUCUCUCAAAUUUGUAAAAUUAAAAAAAUCUUUAAAAAAACACAUACCACAUGAAAAUAUAGACAUUUAUAAACAUUUAGUGAAAUACAGUAAUAUUCCACAAUAAAAGAGUAGGAUCAAGCUGAGAUUCAUAUAUAUGCAAAAGAUAUACAGCCAACAAUAAACAAAAUAAAAACAUGUUUGAAAAGAUUCAAAAAACCAUAAAAUUCAAACUAUUUUUCAAAUAUGAAAAUAUAAUGAGAAAUGCAAAACUAUUAAAAUAUAUUUUACAAGCACAAACAUUUCAAAAAGGAUAAAAUAGUUUGUAAAUGAAAACAAAAAUGAUGUAUUCAAUUUGAAAAAGUUUCGAAAACAAACAUUUCCACCAUGCAAAAAAGAUGUCUCCUUUUUAUAUAUGUAUUUGUCAAACAUUUUUGAGUUUUAAGUAUAUUUUUGAGUCUUGUGAAAUGUUUCUUUUACAUUAUAUUAUAUUAUAUUAUAUUCAUAUUUCAACUUUUUGUCAAAUCAUUGCUUUCUACAACAUAUCUUUGUGGGUUUUUUUUUAGUUCAUUCUAUUUUGUUGUAAUUACAGCUUUUUAUGAAAUACCUGUUCAUUAAAACAACUUUUGUGAAAUAUUUAUGGCGUUCACUCAAAUGCCCAGUUCCAAACUUUCAGGGUCACUGUGACUUUUGUUUGGAUGAGUGAUUAUUCCCUCGUCGUGAUCAGGUAAACAGACUCCAGCCCCUCACCUGUAGAGCGCUGAAGACUGUGUGCCUGUCUCUUUAAAAGGCGUGGCCACAGCGUGACAGCGCCAUACAAUGAUACGCAGCUAAUGAGCCAAUGUAGAACAUCCUGGAGUGGAGGUAUUUGUCUGAACUUGGAGCCUGAGCCCCGGAAAUCAAAACAAAGCCGUGGAGCAGAUUGGGCGUCUGUGAUUUAUUUUCUUCGCUUCUUGACUGAAAUAUCCGCGGACAGCCCGAAUACAAAGGAGGGCAGCAGGUCAAGGGAGCAGAGGGCUGUCUUAAAGUCUAGAGCAGACGCCUUCUUCCUUACUGUAUCUAGUUCUCUGAAUAACGCCCUCUUUUCAUUAUCAGACACCCAGUUUGAAAAUGGCCUCAGACGAGCUCUCCUCCAAGCUGAACCGUCGGCUCCAGAUCGAGGAAGGAGCGGAGGAACCAGUGGCCGUGGACUUGGCGGAAGCCCAGAACGGGUCCGAUGAUAAGCCGACUACGGCCAACGCGGACUCGGAGCUGGGGAAGAAGCUGCAGCGGCGCGAGGAGCUCAACGAGGGGCAGGGGGAGCACGUGCAGCCCAGCAUGAAGGUGUUCAACCCUUACACCGAGUUCAAGGAGUUUUCCAGGCAGCAGAUUAAAGACAUGGAGAAGAUGUUCAAAACGUAAGUGUCUGUGUGAUUGUGUCACUGUGUGUGAAGCUGCUGCCUGAGUGUGUGACAUGCCUCCAGGUCAGGGAUAGUCCACCUGCAUUCAUCUCAGUCUUAACAGGGAAGUAACCAUGAGAAUGAACAUAUAAGGAAGUGGAGCUGUCAGGUUAUCAUACACGUCACAUGUGCCAGAAAUGUGGAAAUACCACCCCAAUAUUACAAAAUACGGACAUAAAAUCAGUCAAGAGUAAACGGGCCUAAGAAAUGGGUAAAUCAUAACAACUCAAAUCAGUGUUCAGAUCAGUUUCUAUACACAAUAUAAUGUGCUUUAGGAUUUCUGUAGCUUGAGGAAUUACAGGGUGGGGGCCUAUAUCAGUUAGAGAUCAGGAAAUCUGACACACUUUACUGUGUAAGGUACAAUAACAGCGAAACAAAUGACUGAAACUACAAUAUAAUGCUGUCCUCACUUGGGAUACACAGUCAUCCUUUGCUGGGAUCAAAUACUGAUGCUAUGAUUUGAUAAUGAAAUAGCUCUUUUAACAGAUUUCCCAUCCAAUCUGACUCACUGGGUCUCAGGAUUUUCUUUUUUUAAUAUACCUGAAUCAAAAGGACUGAUGCCUUUUUUUUGAUACACUCAAGCAAACAAGACCCUCUGUGACAAGAUUGGUCAUUUUUGUUUUGUGGUUUUUAAUGUCUGAAGGUGGUGUGAAGGGGUAGGUGCCAGCCCAGCAGCUGUGAGCUGUGAGUUCAUUAUUAUUCCUACAUUAUAACAAACUGUGUUCAAUUCUUAACUAUAGACUGGAUUUGUCAUCGGCUUGACAAAUGGAGGAUUAUAGCCAUGAUGCUUCACAGGAGUUUUUUGUCCUUGAAGGCCACCAUUCUUCAAUUUCCGGCGGGGUGGGCAAGGCAGCUUUUCAGCAAAGGAAGAGGGAAGAGGGGUGUCUGUACUUUCAAACCCAGCCUUUAGCUUUUACAAAUUUUGGGGUGUAAAUGAUAAAUUUCUUUUCCUUUGAUAAACUCAGGAUUUAAUGUCUAAAUAUCACAGUUGGGCUUUUAAACCACAUUUUGGUUUUUAACAGAGCCUCCAAACUGUAUCUGCUGUUUUACAAACAACCUAAAAAUAUAGUUUUGGAAAUUCCUGAUCCCAGCGGUGAGGUCUCCUGAGGUCCUGGAGGCAUGAAAAAACACUGUGGAAACUAAAACUAUUUAUCACAAGUUUAUUUUUAAAAUAAGAUGUGAUAAAUGUUUGCUGACACCACAAAGACUCUUAUUAUAAUGUUCAGUUUAAAUUCAUGCAUCACAAUAGUAAAGAUAUAUAAGUUAGAGAUGAUCACAUUGAGAGCUGAACCCUGCUUUCACUGGCUGAGGGCGUAGCUUGUAGUGUACUCUCUGUCCUGUUUGUGUCAGGAGGUGUUUAUUCAGCUCUGUUGUCACUGCUUAAGCCAUAAUUGUUUAUCUGUGAGGUGCAUUAUUUGCUAACCACACAACGUUUAUUUUAAUAAGACAGCCAUUGUGUUGACUUGCUGUCCAGGCUUCUAUUAGAGCGACUGCAGAGUGAGUCAGGCUCUAAAACUGAAUCACAGCUGAAUGGCAGGAAUUCAGGGUGAGCCAGCGUUCAAUCUGACGCCUUGUUACAGCAAGCUGUCAGUGUGGGCGGUGGGCACUGGUGACAUGAGUGUUUAUUGUACCUCUGAUGACCACCUCCUGCUUCUCAAAAUGCAGCUACCAAACCUGCAGACUCCUGAUCAAACGUUUACUUGAUUAAAUCCUUGCUGGCUCCAUAGAAAUGUACAUUAUGAAGGGCUUUAGCAUCUAUAUCUUGUAACAUUUCAUCACGUAACAGGGACUCCUUUGUUCAUCCUGCUGUCCAUACAGUAUGUGCAUUUUUUCUAGCCGCAGUGCAUUAGCCUCCAGAGAGAGGCUGAGAUUGACUGUGAGGUUUUGUUAUCACAUGUAUAUGACUUGUGGCUGUCUCUGCCCAGAUUCCUCAGCUUCUUAUCGUGUUCGGGCCUGUCCACACCUCAGAAACCCUGUACUUACUAACAGAUCCUCUUUUUACAGCCUUCUUCAAAGGGGUCACAUCCAUUUAGGCGUGGACAGUUCAAGUGUUAAUUUACGAGUAAAAAUCCAAAGUAGGCCCUCUUUGUUUUAAGGUCCAACAUGCUCUUUAAACACCUCGAACACAGAUCUGUGGUGAGAAGAAAUUUGAAUAGUGUUGGAAAACUAUUUUGUGGUUUUCUGCUCUAUAUUCUAAAGACCAGGAUGUGGUUUCAGUGAGGUCGCACAAGGUUUUCUACUUCUUUCUGUUUAGCACGAAAUAAGCAAAAAUGGAGCUGAGGACAGAGUUAAGCCCCACUAUCAGUCACGACCCAAACACACAUCCCUGAUUAUGAAAAUGUACUUGUAACAUGUUGCUACUGUUGCAAAGUUAAAUGUAUUUCUGCUUUACUAUUUCAUUGUGGGCUUUUUGGUUCAGUCCAGACUCGGGGUACUGAUCUGAAUGUAUGCAUGCAGGACUGAAGGUGGUUUGAACCAAAGUCCCCACAUAGACCAGGAAGCAGGAAGUGUCUAAACAGCAGGGUGCAUCUUUCCUGUGUGAGCACAAGUCUGUAUGUGUCAGCCCAACCCUGCAGAGCUCUGACAUGCAGACAACAGAGGAGCAGGAUGCUGUAAAAACUCAGCAUGAUUAUUUUUACCUGCACGACUGUUAUGGUACAAAUAUUUACCUGUAAUGUAUCAAAUAGAUAUCUGAAGUUUGAUUAACCACAGAUCCCACGUUAUCCUUUUCUAUUCCGUUUUAAUCAUUUAAAUGUUUCAUUCUGAAGCUGUAAAAACACAACUCUCUGCUGGCGCAUGUUUUAGAAGCUCCUCAAAGUUCCUAAUGAAAGAAAAAAACAUUUUAUUAAUCAUUUGUUGUUACUCAAUAUGUACUUCACCAGGGUUUUUUUAAUGUUCAGAAUGGGUCGAAUAUAAAACCGUGCUGCUCAAUAAAUCUUCAGAUGAACUGUUUGUACCAGAGAAAUCAAGCUCUGAGCAGCUUCUUCUUUCAUGGGAAACUCUGGGAAAACUGCCUGUCUUUGCUUUUUCCCGCUGAAGUCCCUUUUGAAAACAAAUAUCCUAAAAUAGACGUGGAGCCGUGCCAAGUAGGGGGAGAAACUUGGAGAGUUUGCAGUACAGAGAGAUCUGAGAGGGCCAAUAACUACAACUACUCAUGAUCUGAUCUGGAGUCGGAUGAUAGUGCUUAUAAAAAGGUCAAUAACUGUGUGAUUCCCAGAUUUAGACCUCUAAUGACCACAAAGGGAGUAUUCAGGAAGAAAUGAGCUUUCCUAGACACAAACUGUCUGCCAAAGAGGAAAUGCAAUCUGAUAGGGUCAGACUUCCUCAGCACACUGAGCUGACAGCACUUGUUAGCCAACAUCAUGUGUAAAAAGUACCCAGAUUUCUCCUCACUCUGCUUUUGGUGAAGCUGAAACUCUGUACAGUCGUAUCUAAAACAGGACCAGGCGCCAAACACAGGACUUCAAAGUCCACCUUUAUUGUUCUUUCACAAUAUUACACAGUGAAAUGGAGCCGUUUCCCCUUCAGUGGUCCAAAGAAAGACCUCUCCAACUCCUGUCAGGAGAACAGUAUUACAGUUUUACAAAGUGUGAACUUUCCACAUGAAAAACAAAAACACUAGCAUUGUUUUUUUAUCUUAAAAUAUUUAUUAGAUAUUUGCAACAUUGGUAAGAAUUAUAACUAGUCAGGAAUGUCAAGGUACAGCUCUUGAUAAAGAAGACAAAAGCCUCAAAGAGCAAAUUAAUCUGUUUCUCUUUUAAAUUUGACGUCUCCAAACAGCUGUGAGGAGUCGCCAAGUUUAAGCCGCCUGCUGUGGUCAUAUUGUGUCAUUGUCGUAUCUUGUUCUGCUUUGAGGUGGAGUACACCCAAUGCUGUUUAGAAAAGAGGAUUUUAUCUCUUCAUGUGUAAAUAUUUUCCACCAAUCGCUGAUCUGAGAGUGUCUGUAAGGAGGGGGCAGUGAGGGGCCCUCAACUCUACAGGAAGGCAGCAUAUAUUUAAUCCUUUGAGGAGACUAAUGGUAUGUUAACUGCAUUUAUGGUUCAUGAACAUUAAGAGCAAUCUGAUUUCAUCACUUUGUUAUUGAUAUGAUAAAAUCAAGCCUUGUUAAAGGGAUUAUAAAAUAUAAAUCAUCAUUAUUUAACUCAAGAGUGCAAAAGUGUUUAAAAUAAAACCUUUGGGCUCUGGAGGUCCUCCACCAGGAAACCUAGAGCGUCACACUUUAUCUCUGUGUUUGGUGGAAGCUUUAUGGACCAACUUGUUGUGAAAUUGUAUUUCCUGUAUGUAAGCUUUCAUACAUUCUUGGUAAACAGUGUUUUUCCUCAUAAAAAACACCCGACACUGGGGCCAUGAGUGUUAUGAAAUCUAUUUAUUUUUAUUUAUUUUAUUUAUUGAAUUCCUCUUUGGUGAUAAAUGAAGUUCUUCUUAUCCUUAUUCUUAUUCUUCAAUUUUGGCAGAGGCCUCUGUUUGCAGUUUUAUUUGCAGGGGUGACCCAAAAUAGAUCAGAGAAAAUAGUACCUUUUAUCUUUACAUUAUUUGAUAUUGAGAUAAGGACGAAUAUUAAGAGUUCAAAUUUGCUCCAUAAUAUUCUGUUAUUUUUUACAAAACUGCUUGCAUGAUGAAACGACCCUCCUAAAUCUAAACACAUCUAAAAAUAUAUAUAUAUAACUAUGCUGAGUAUUUACGCUCAAUAACUGAUUUAAUAUGUUGAGAUAAAUUCUGACUGUAGCUAAAGGGAUAAUGCAAAAAUUUGAAAUAGUAUCAGGGCCAUAUUUUAAAAUUGUAAGAAAUGAUAAUUUGAAGUAUAAAGUCACAUUGCAAAUAGAGACAUUUAGUCACAUAGAUGAAGUGCUCUUGUGAGAUAAUGAGUCUUUUUAGUCAGUGAUUACCGUACAUCACAUCUGUUUUUAGAGGGGAUAAAAAUGUGUAGAAGGGUGCAUUUUAAAAUGCUCUUUUAAAUGCUCCAUUUCCUCAUUUUGGUGCAGACAGCUGGUUAUUUUUAUUAUUUGUCAGUCUUUUACCAAAACUUGUAAUUCAGUGACUUCAUUCUCGCAUUAUUAAGCUAUGGGUUGAUUAUGACUUUAUUCUCGUAUCAUUGUGGCUUUGUUCUCGUAAAACAACGACUUUACUAUUACUUUCUUUUCCUAACAGAACUAUUUUAAUGUCGUACGACUUUUUACCCUUGAUAUAACACUCUAAUUCUUGAAAAAAAAAUAUAUGUAUUUAUAUGUAAGUGAAGAAAUGUGGUGUGCAACAGGAAAAAAAAAGCUGUGCCUGUUCUCUCUUUUCCUCACAGCUGACUGACUGCUGCAUGAAGCACAUGCAAGUGCUGUCUGUUUUGACAGUUGCACAGAUUGUCUAAAAGAGACAACUUGUUCUUUUAUCUGGCUGAAUUUUGACGCACCCUUCCAGUCAUAGAAAAAGCACGUACACAGAGUGUGGUAAAUGCUGUUGAUAGAAACCAAGUUUUAAAAUCAUCUGCCAAAAGUUCUGAGGUUACAUUGGAGUUCCUGCAUAUUAUACUUGGUUCAUAAUUUGAUUUAUGCAGAUAUUUAAAGGUAAAGACACUCAUGCUUGUAUCCCUCAUGUCCAACUACUCAGGCUGCCAGGUAGAGAUCCAAAUUUGCUUUAAUUCAACAUUUUAAGUCUGUCUUUUGAUUCUUUUUUAGACUCUAAAGCCCACUAGCUCGUCUCUCCUCCAAAAGUUAGUUCCUGAAACUCGUCUCCAGGGCAGGAAAAUAACAGAGUAAAAGCAAACAAACAAAAGGAGAACUUGAAGUUCCUGCUGAGGCCUUAGGAUUCAUUUUUCAGUAUGAGGAGUAGUUUCAGAAGAAGCAGUAGACAAUAAGAUCUGCAGGGUCAAAGAUGAAGUGGAACAAUAUUUUAUCACAGAGUGAAUUGUGUUUUUUUUCAAUCCUUCUUAUCAGAAGUGAAAUAUCUUAUCAGACAAAUGAAGCUUAAACUGUCUGAAGGAACACAGCAUACACUCUGUGGGAGGUGUGAGUUUUUCUGCAGCCGAGCUGUUAUAAAACAUUUUUUUUUCUUCAGGUAUGACACCGGCAAAGACAACUACAUAGACAUGAUGGAGUUGAAGCUGAUGAUGGAGAAGCUCCAAGCUCCUCAGACUCACCUCGGCCUGAAGAACAUGAUGAAGGAGGUGGACGAGGAUCUGGACAACAAGCUCAGCUUCAGAGAAGUGAGACAAACCAGAUUAGAGCCAGACCCAGGAUGUGAUCAAUCUCUUCAGUAUGAAUACAUGUCUCUGUGCUCUUCCUGUCUUCCUCAGUUCCUGCUGAUCUUCAGGAAAGCAGCAGCAGGAGAGCUGGCAGAAGACAGCGGCCUCAGUGCCCUCGCUCGUCUGUCUGAGAUCGACGUCUCUGAAGAGGGAGUCAAAGGAGCCAAGACCUUCUUUGAAGCCAAAGUGAGACACUCCAAAUUUUUGAUAUGAAAGUGUUUUGUUGCAGUUUCCACAGAAACUGGAGAGAGAGAGUUCACCACGCACAUUUGCACUAAAUCAUGCAUGCAGUAAAUCAAUGCUUUCUUUAUGGGGAAACGCUAAAUCUCUGCAAAGAUGGUGCAGUUUGGAGUUUGUAGUGAAAUCUGUUUGCAAAAUAUCAGGAACAAUGUUUUAAUCAUAGUUACAAUGAAGGUAAAUAUCUCUGCAGUGAAAGGAGCACAUUAGAGCAGUGGUUACCAUUAGUGUCCACACAGGAUGCAUUCAAGCACAGUCCUGACUGUGGGUAAGCCAUGCUUUAGUAUUGCGGUACAAUACUCACUCACUUACAGGAAAAGGUCAACUUAAAGCCUUACAGUUAGCUUUGGGCUGCUGUUGCACUUAAAAUCGUUCAAUAAAACAGAAGUGUCAGGGCUCGACACUCACUUUUUUCACAGGGAGCACAUGUACUCCUUAGUUGAAAAAUUAAGGAGCACACAAAGAACUUUAGGGGCACAAUAAAAAUGGAUCAAAAUGUGUGUCUUAUUGGUCGACAUAAGUACUAUUAUUUGAAAUCAAUUUAAGCUUAAUUGGUCACAUGACAUGGAAGCUAUUGAAGGAAAAAAGCCUUUUUUGAGAACAUCAACCAGUAAUUUAUUGAUGGUCUCUUAUUCAACAACCGACUUUGACAGCGAGUGUGGCGAGUAGAUUUAACUGCGCUGCUCUUACUAUUACCGGUCAUGGGGAGAGAGAAGACACCGGUAGAUCCGCCGUGAAUGUCUGUCGAAUAUCCAACCUAAAGCUAACUUCACUUCAGUAUUUACAUGAAAAAACAUUUGUUGCCUUGGCUGAUUUUUUUAUGCGUGUGCCACUAGACACAUUUUAUAAUUUGCACAAAUCUAUUUUUAGUCACGAAUGCAAGUGAAAUGGUCGCACUGUCGAGCCCUGAGUGUAUUCUUCUAUAAAAUGUGCAAAUAUUAGAAGUUGCAUCCUGUUCUCUGUUGAAAAAAAGCUAAAGGUUGAUUUAAGAGACAGCUGCACCGACAAGCGUGAAAAUUACUGUCAGUGUCAAGUCUUAUUUAAUGACUGACGUGCAUGUUUGCGUUCCCACAUUGUUUGUUGCUGUUUGAUUACAUGUCGGAGCUCAUUACCGCGGCAGAAGUUGAUUUACUGGCUAAACAUGUCACUGUAAUAAGCACCAUCCAUCACUUUGCUGAUCAUAAGGGUGUGUUACAUUAAUGCAAGAAAAACAUUUAGCAGACAGUCAGUAUGCUUUUGGCAUAGCUGAGAUCUGAUGAGGUUUGAGGCACCGUGAGAGCCGCCAUAGAUGAAUAGACAAAAUGAUGAAAUAUAAAGGUGCAAAUUUUGUCAUUGAAAAGUGGUCGCUAAACGUUUUCUGCAGAAUCUCCCUUUAGCAGGUGAGAAUAUCUGCAGCCCUCCUCCCCUCUCAUCAUCAUACACAGGCUCAAACACAUGCUGCAUGUCCAUGUGUACAUAGAUACUAAGGGUUAGGGUUAACUAUCUUGUGUAAGCAUAGUUCUGCAUCUUGAGGAUUAUUUGUCUGCAACAAGCUCUUUGCACAAAUAAAGGGAUUGAAAGUGCUGCUUUAAAAUCCGUCUUUACAUGGAUUGAUGGAGGUCAAGCUGAGAGUAAGGAAUGACUCAGCAUAAUUUCUCAUAGAGGUACAGACAUUUGUAAAGGCCCAUCAGCCUAGUGCUCAUUUGUUUUUUGUAGGGCUGAAACGAUUACUCGAGUAACUCGAGUAACUCGAUUAAUAAAAUUCCUCGAGGCAAAUUAUAUGCCUCGAGGAAUCGUUUAAAUCCGGAACCAUGUGCAGCGCACGGUGUUUGACACGGACGGUUAUUUCUGUUGCGCAGAAGCGUGCUCUUUCCGCUCCUUCCGCUGCCGCGCGUUUGGUUCAAUCAUGGAGGGAAACGAGGACAGACAGAAGCUGUGUCCGAAAUGGCAUACUGCCUGCUAUCUACUUACCUACUCAAGCAGUAGCUACUGCCUACUGACUACUCAAAGAUGAUUUGAGUAUGCUGCGGCUGCCCGAGCGUUUACACACAUACAUACUAAAUACCCCAGAAUGCAUUUCGUGCCGGCCGGACGCAGCGCCGGGAAAAUUUAAAUAGUCCUACCACAAGCUACAUAGAACGACUGCAUACCGGACAAAUUAUAUAAAUUCAUUCAAUAAUAAUAUUUUUUCUAGCGAGAAAGUAAGUGUUUACAUCACGAUUAUGAGCCCAGUUGUUUGAAAUAGUGGCUGUUUGUAAAUUUGUCUCGGCGUUUUCGGAGACCGAAGCGUCCACUUGGUCGGUGUUUGCGUCUAUUUACCGUAAACACCGGGCAGCAGCAGCUCCCCCUUCACGUUUCCAAAUUAUUGCGAAGUGUUUUCAUAAUCAACAUCUACACGACACAAACCGGGCGGCAGUGGAUGAAAAAAAUCACACAAACAUCCGUGUAUCCAUGGUGAUAAUGCUAUACACCACCUGCUAGGCGUGUGAUGAGCAGCAGAGGGCUGCAAAAUGACCAACACACAACAACAUGUAAAUAAAAAUGUAACACUUUUAUAUAUUGAAUAAAUGUACAUUUGCUUGUCAAAUUAUGUUAGUAUCCAAGAAUUAUAUUAUUUCAGCCUAUUAAUUAAACAAGUAAAAUUAGAUCCAAAGCCUGGAAAUAGUUGUGACUGGUUUAGUGAAAACUGCAAAGAUCAUUACCAUAGCAAUUAAAAGACCAUCUGCAGACCUUGCCUUCAGUAGUUUCAUGUGAACUACAUGGUAAAAUGUAAAACUUUUGGUUCCUGAUUUAUGCAGUAAAAAUAUUCAUUUGAAAGACCUGGCCUAUUUCAGUUUUGUGUGUUACUGAUGGUUUUUAAUGAGGCAAACGUGAUUCAAUGCAAAGUAUUACAGUGAGAGCAAAACAUUUCUUAUCCGAUUACUCGAUUAAUCGACAGAUUAAUCGAUAGAGUACUCGAUUACUAAAAUAAUCGAUAGCUGCAGCCCUAGUUUUUUGUCUUUCAUAAAAUUACCCUUACUUUUGCUGCUAGCAUUAACUGUUAGUAUUGUUGUCAUGACGUCUCCCCCAUCAUAACUCCAGGAAGUUUGUCUAUAAUAUCAAAUGCAUACAGGCUGCAAAAUAUGUGCUUUGUUGGUGCAGCUGCAGAAUCAAGCAUAUUGGGGGAAAAAAAGCUUUAAGAUGUUUCAUUGGUGAAAGAGCCAGUUUCAAGAUGGAGCUGUUUGUAAAUUUCUGAGAUUUUUUUGAUUCAGUAAGACGUGUGAAUUUCAGUUCUACUUUGUGGUUCCUUUGAGCAGAAAGAGUCUUUCAGGACUAAACCUCAGUGAGGAUUUAGUGAGAGACAGACCAGCUAUGCUAACACAACAGCUCAUAGUCAUUUGUGACACUUUUGUGCCGCAAACAAAUUCAUGAGAGAUUAAAGAAAGAUGCACUCCAAAGUCUGGGAGAGGAUCAGAGAGGCCCAGAAUCUAAGGAGCUUGAAGUCCAGCGUGAAGUUUCCACAGUCUGUGGACUUUUGGCCGUGUCAUCUGCUGUUGUUGGUCUUUAUUGUUCUAUCAAUUCCAGAGUCAACACAGCCAAAAGUCUACCAGGAGAUAUUCGAGACCUUAAUGCUUCCAUCUGCUGAAAAGCUUUAUGGAAAUAUAGAUUUCCUUUUAACACAGGACCUGAACCUGCCCACAGCGCCAAAACUACCUGAGACUAGAUUUCUGACUGUAGUGUUACUGUGCUGUCCUGACCAGAACCCUAGAAGACAAUCUGAUGAGAAACACCAGAGCAACAACACAAACAACCUGAAGGAGCAAUCAAAGCAACCUGGACUUCAAUAAAAGCCCAGCAGAGCCGCAGACUGAUGACCUUCAUGCCACAUAGCAUAGAUGCUGUAAUUCUUGAGCCCAGACUAAGCAUCGUGUUAAGUUUAUCUAACACAUAGAUAAACUUAACACGAUGACUUUUCUGUAUCAUAAAUCUGAUGUUUUAUAAUAUUUACGUGUUUUGAGACAGUGGGUUAACCAUAGUAAUCAGGAUUCAAACAAAAAAGUCUUGAAAUAUUUCACUUUGAUUUGAUGAAUCUAGAAUAUAUGGAAGUUUCACUUUUUGAAUCAAAUUACAGAGAAAAAAUGAACUAAUAUGGUGUAAAUUUGAAGGAGGUCCCAGACCACAUCUGGGGGUUGUAGCCCACUCUGAGUUCAUGCACAAGGCCAGCGUCUAUUUAAGUCCAGGAGAAGCUGGGAUUUUUGAUGUUUUUGUUCACAUAUGCAGCUCACUGAGAGUACUGAGUUAGGGAGGGACUUGCUAAUACAAUGCUGUUAGUAAUCACAGGAUGCAGCUUUCUUUCCUUGUUGACCCUUACAGGCACAGAUCUCCUAAACCUUGUUUUAAGUUUUCAGCUCUUAGCACCAAGCUCCAUCACCUGACAUCUAUGUGUGUUUCUUCCUGCCCAACAGGUCCACGCUAUCAAUGAGUCUAACCGGUUUGAAGCAGAGAUCCGUCAGGAGCAGGAGGCCAAGAAGAAGCAGCUGGAGGAGCAGAAACAGAGACGCGCUGCUUUCAAAGAACUGCAGUCGGCUUUCAAGUGACCCAGCUCACCCCAUCCACGCUCUCUCCUCUCAGGACCGGUCUCUGUCUGUGCUGCACUAACGCUGUUAAUGUGUGUUUGGAUGCUUCAUGUUUGUCAGACUGUCUUUGUACCCAAUCAAACACAGGCUGGUCGUCAGGCGACGAGGGCUGAGUACAAUAAGAGAAAUCGGCACUGUCUGUGCUUCUGCAGAUUCAAGGGAUCAUCGAUUAUUUAUCAUUUAUUCAUUCAGCUCUGAAGCUCAGGUGAAUCCAUACAAGUCGACUCCAGCUGGACUCCGAGCUGAGCAGACUGUAUAUGAGAAGUGGAAAUAGCCUCCAUGAUGUUAGCCAUUAGUUUGUUGUCCGCAGUUCUGUAGCCUUAAUUAUGCAGGGUUUGCACACAUUCCUUCACCUCUGUGUCCAAAGUGCAUCCUGUUUCUGCAACUAUUUGACUCUAAAGGGACCAUAAUCUACAAAAUAAACGCCAAAGUGAGCUGAAGAAAACUUGAAACGAGAGGUUUAAGGCACAAACUAAUGCAAGAGUAAAUCAAGUGAGGGACAGGAGGUACAUACUUGUGCUGGCAAACCAGAUUUCUACUUUCAGCCCCUUCAGGCAGGAAAAAAAAAUGCAGGUUUGACGCAUUUCUUUUGUGGCGUCUCUUAAGGGACCUUGGGGCUACAUCCGCUCCUCAUAUACAGUCUGUGGUACUGAGCUAAAUGAACGGAUCAUUACUACACAACAGUGUCUCAAACACCAAAGAGCUAAUUUUAUACAUCUAUACAAACGCUGUGGGAGCUGACGCGGACAGCAUCUGCAGAAAAUGGUUGAAACAUUCAUCAUUGUGACUGCAGUGCACGUAAAUCCUGCCUCAUGACAAGGUUAAUUGCUGUGCAAUGUUAAAGCGAUAUAAAGAUAAUUCACCGUCAAAUUGUAAUUUUAUUCCUUGAUUUGGCCUUCCUGAAUUGUAAGCAAGUGUCUCGUUUUUACCACUUAAAGGGACAUUGCAGAUUUUUUAAAGUGGGGUUGUAAGAAGUACCUUUCAGUAGCAAGUGUAUUCCCCACAGGUGAUCCCAGUCAGCUCCACAGCUCAGAGGAGCCACAUAGAAGUGUGUUUAGAAGUACGUUUUCAGCUCUUAUAAUCCCUGAUAUAACGAUUAGUCAACAAUAUAUGUUGACCCAAUGAAAAUACACUUUUAUGUGACUGUAUUCACCACACGGGUGCAUCUCAAAAAUUUUGAAUAUUCCUUUUUAAGAUGUAUAUCGGCAACUUGCACAUCCUAGAGGAACAGUGCAUAAACAAGCUGGCUUUCUGACGGAAAAGUUAAGUGCAUAACAUUUUCCAAAGAGUGCAUUCACUCACACCAACAUUAGUGCUUUAGUUGGAGUGCCUUAAAAUGAGCUGAACUAUGUGGUAGAGCUGACCUCAUCUGCAGCACUUGAUAAUCAAGCUUCUGAUCUGGUUUCUCUACAAAGGGGCCGAGCCAACCUGGAUCCCCUGUGGCUGAUACACUCACUUUUGACAGGUACCUCAUACAACCACACUUUAAAAAAAGAACUAUUCCUUUAAGAUGCUUGCAGUGGGAAGCCUUCAGCCUUGACAUCAAGUGCCUUCUGGCUUGAGAUGUUAAACCUGUUAACUGCAGAGAAAAAGUCACCCUGCGUCCAGUCAUUGUUCUGCAAUUUUCUGCACCGUAAUUCCCAGAGUUGGCUAGUCAUAAUGUUGCAGCAACAAAACUGCUUCAAAAAGAUGUGAUGCAUCUGAACACAUCGAUGAAAUGUUAACUUGAACUCGAACUUACAACCUGGAGCCAAGUUGGAAACUGAAAGUGUGCAGAAAACUGGUAUGCAGCAUUUAAAUGAAUUAGAUCCGUUUUCCUCCGUUUAUUCCCAUGUUUGUAAAAGUUAAAUGUUGUUUAAACUUUGUUGCACGUUGAGGUGAUUUUCCUGCUCGUGAACUACUUUUCCAUUAUUUGUCAACAACACAUAAAAGCAGGGGUACGCGUUUGCAUUGACUCGUGGUGUUUGCACUUGUGUCUCUGUCUUGUUUCUACUGUGCACGUCAGCUUUCCUUUGACUUCUGUGUCUCUUAGUGACACUUUGCAGACAUAUCCGUCACACUGUCAGUGUUAACUGUUCAACCAUGAUCAAAAAGCCGAGCUUUUAAUUUUUUACUGUCAGCUCUGUAUUUUUGUAUAAUGGGGUUGGGUGGGUCGUAGGUAGAUUUUGAUAGUUGUUGUGUGGGAAUGUUGUGGCCAGUGUUUGCAUGAGACAUGUUCGGUACUUAAUAUAUUUUCUUGUAUUUUUGAACCUUUCCUCUCUACUUUGGAUCAUUAUUUCUAUCAAACUUCAAAUCAAAUCUCUCAAAAUGAGCAAUCAGGACCGGGAAAGUUGCUAUUAGGACGCUUGGCCCUGUUUCACAUUCUGUCUACUUCUUUAUCAGCAGCAGGACAGAAAGCACACAGAAGUCCUGGGCGCCCUUUAAUUUGGUUUUAGGAUCAAUAAAACAGUGUUUAUAAAGGUGAAAUGUUUUCAUACCUGACAGAAAUACUCACCAAACAUGCCGGAAAGGUUAUUUUUAAAGAAGUAUUCUCUCUUUUUAAUGAACAAUGAGGUUUAACUCUGAAUUUCUGCUCUGUUGUGGCAGUACUUAUAUCAUUUAUAGUGUUAAAGAGCUCACUGUGUUUCAGUUUGACCUUGACAGAUUGUGUCAGUAUAAAAAAGAAGAGGAAGUGUUAGUUCCUGCAGAGAUGUGAAUACUUCUUCCUCUUCAGCAUAACUCUGUGUUCUCGUCUUAUCAGAACAAGCAGAGUGUUUUCUCUGCAGAGAUGCCAAUCAGCUCAUUUCUCGUCACUCUUUUGCUUUUGGGGCUUCUUGUUUUUUCCUUAAUCAAGUUAUUUGUUUUUUACAAAGAGGUUUGCACUCACUGUGACGUUUGUGUCCCAAACAUAAGAGGGUAGAUUUAACCCUUAAAGAAGUGUCAGCUGUAAUCAAACAUAAUCUUCCUGACCUCAACUUCGUGUGUUAAUCCAGGGCUCAGGUGCUCAAAAAUAAUCUGACAGGACUAAAGAUAUCAGAUUGAUCAGAUCUUGAGAAUGGGUUCUUCAAAUUAACAAAUUAGGAUUGGAAAAAAAAAAUCAGAUGAUCAGGUGAUCUAAUCUUUUUGUUUCUGCCCUAUUAAAAAUCUUAAGUUUAUGUUCACAACUUUUUGAGGUGGAUUUUGUUUGAGGGUCAGAUUUACAGAUAUAAAAUGUGAAAAAAAAAACGUAUAAAUUGGUCUGAAAUUAAGUGAUGCUGGUCAUAUUUUCUCAAGUGUUUUGUUCUGGCACUGACGAAUCACCACCAUCAAUCACUCAACAUUUAUGGCCACCGUACUUAAGCACUGUGAAAAUAUCAAAAUUUAUCAAAUAUCUGGCAAAAUAACUUUUAACAUCAAACAUAGAACUUCAACAAACUCAGAGGAUCUUUAGGUGCAUUCUGCUGCAAAUAAAGUCUGGAUGUAGGUUUUACAGACACCAAACUUAUUUUUAUUUCAUAGAAAGAAUUAAAAGAAAUAAAAAAUGAUCAAUCUCAGCUAUGUCUGCUUCAAGUACUUUCAAAAUAAAAGCACAUAUCUUUGCCUGUUAAAUUCUUUAACCCUUGUAUCAUGAAAGUAUAGAGCUGAAGUUUCUCCAAUGUUUCCAUGACUGAGUGAAUCAAAGCUGAUCAUUUCUCAGGUGUUGUGGUUAAUUCAGGCAUUUUUUAAAGAGACCAAACAGCCUCACUUUAAUUCUUCCUCUGAUUUUAUAUCCUGAAGUCUUCCUCACUUUCCCUCUCAGGUGCUUCAAUGUCAUGAUCACCUGUUCAGUGUUGAAACAUCAUUUCCUCCUGUUUCCUGACAGAAACAUUUUUCUUCACCUUUUUUAUUUUCACUCUGACCGGUGUUGUAUCGUCCUCAUAUUGUUGUAUAUUUCACAAAACGCAGCUGUACAAAUAAUUACAGUGGAAUGAUUUCAAACAAUUAAAAGUAAAGCAGUAAUUUUACACCAUCUUUUGUCUGUGUUAUCAAAUGUUUAUGAUUGAUUGAUUGAUUGGUUGAAAAUGAUCUGAACAAACAAGAAAACUAAAUGGUCAUAUAUGCCUAUAUGACCACAUGACACAUAAUAUUCAAACAGGAUGAUUUGGAUUAUAUAUCUGAAAAGUAUACAAUUAGGAAACUCUCCUCUUGAAUGAUUCAUUGAACCCCACGUGCCUUCACUUAAGCAGUAAAAAUACCACAGAUAUUAAUGAAGAAGUCAUUCCUCUGUCACAGCAGUCUCUAAAUAUGUAAAUAUGAUCUUUAGGAUUAGCUGGAAAUCACCCAACUCACGUUGUUAUUAUUUAUCUACUAUUAAAAACACCAUCAUUUACCA